Prionailurus viverrinus (fishing cat) is the source of this 1170-nucleotide messenger RNA. It is a transcript of the gene APOL6, whose product is annotated as apolipoprotein L6. Gene Ontology annotation, cellular component: extracellular region; membrane. Gene Ontology annotation, biological process: lipid transport; lipoprotein metabolic process. The record is from RefSeq and is a predicted model, not a curated record. Gene Ontology annotation, molecular function: lipid binding. Bases 1 to 1170 code for a protein of 389 amino acids. The transcript has 4 exons. NCBI's taxonomy places the organism in Eukaryota, Metazoa, Chordata, Mammalia, Carnivora, Felidae.
AUGUCUCUUCCCAGCCGGACGCCCUGCCCUUCUGAGUAUGGAGAACAGCAGAGACACCGCUUGGACCUUCACCACAAUGGAGGCCCCUCACAUCUGCCAAGAAUGAGCACGGCUUUGGUGGCCCAGGAGCUGGUGGAUGACCAGGCGGGGAAAGUCUUCGAGGCUGGCAUUGGUUUGCAGAGGGACCAGGAUGACAUUCUUUUGUGUGAAGGUAUGCAGCAAGGAGAGGAGGGUCUGUCAGCUGAAGAGAUAACAUUUUUGGAAGAGUUCCCCAUCGUGAAGGAGGAGCUAGAAGCAGGCAUCAGAAAGCUCCACGCCCUUGCAGACCACAUCGACACAACCCACAGAACACUCACCAAAACCAACAUGGCGGCCAACUCCAUGGCGGUGGUCUCAGGAGCCAUGAGCAUCCUGGCUCUAGUCCUUGCUCCAGCAACAGCAGGAGGAAGUCUGAUGUUCUCCGCUGCUGGUAAAGGUCUGGGGACAGCAGCUGGGGUCACCAGCAUCUUGAUCAACAUUUUGGGACACUUUCGAAAUCAAGAAGCCCGAGCUCAGGCCAGCAGCCUAGUGCCCACCAGUGGCCACGAGGUCGGGGAGCCCGGGGGGCAGAAGGCGUCUUACCUCAUGGCUGUUGGAAAGAUGGCUUAUGAUUAUGGAAGUGCCAUCAAGGAUAUUAAGAAGGACAUCCACGCUCUUCAGAUAGCUAGAGCCCACCCGCGUCUGGCCACUGCUGCUAAGCGUCUCCUGACCACUGGCCGAGUCUCGGCCCGAAGGAGCAGGCAGGUGCAAAGGGCCUUUAAAGGCACGACGCUGCUGAUGACGACAAACAUUCGCUUGCUGGGGAGUGCGAUGGCGGGCUUAUCCCUCGGCCAGGACUUGACCGCCCUCCUGAAGGACUGGAAGCGACUGAAGGAAGGAGCAAGGACGAAGUCUGCGGAAGAGCUGAGGGCCCAGACCUGGGAGCUGGAAAGGACGCUGACAGAACUCACCCAGCUCUAUGAGAGCCUGAAGCGGAGGAAACUCUUCCAAGAGGAAAGACCCAGGAGCUCAUCUUCGGGAGGAGGCACGGGGUCUCUGCCCCAGCCCCCAGCCAGGCGUGGGGAAGCAGGACCCCAGGGGACACAAGAGGACGAGGGCAGGCUGAGCCGCCGGGCCUCUGAGCAGAAUUAA